AUGGCUCGCGUCAAUGCGGCGCCAUCCAAAACAGGCAAUCGACGGAGACGCAAUGGAAUGCGGCACCCGGCCCUGAAUCUCGCCCUAUUGUCCGCCAUGCCCUUGCUUUCAACGGCCCAGACGGGUGGGCAAUGCGUUCCUCUGAAAGGUUCCAAGCGUUGCCCCGCCUUUGAUGGUGCUUCUGUCUCCACGGGCAAAUCUGUGCUCGAUACCUACCCGUUUCUACAAUACGUAUCCGAUGUUGAUUCCUUCGACACUCAACUGGACAGCUUCGUCAAGACAGGUUAUGUUCAAGCUCGAUUCGAGGGUCGAUUUGGAUGUGGCGGCGUCGAUCUACGCAACUCGAGCAACAUGUACGCCCGCUGGACCACAACUGUCAUCUGCAGCUCUAUGGUCCAAAUGUCUGUCGAUCCCUGCGGCCUGGCUGCCAGUGUCUCCAAGCCACUAUGCGCUGAUUCCUGCGCCGAGUUUGCUCAAAGCGAGGCCUACAUCACCUCUAACAGCAAUCUCUGCCGCAACCCCAGGCUUGACUUGACUGACCUAAUCCGAGCUGACUACACUGUUUGUGGCCUGCCCGUUAAAGCGCUCGCCGGCGACUGCAUCCCGGCCUCCCAGAACGAGGCCGAAAACUGCGGCUUCGGAUCCAGCACGCUUGGGCUCUGCGGCUACUGCGGCGCUGGUGGCACCAACUCUACUGACACCUGCUGCUACAACUCCAAGGCCGAAUCACGCUGUGAGGGCGUCAAGCUUCCAUCCAUCACAGCUUCUGUUCCCCUCACGUCUACUCCAACAUCCACGAGUUCCAACCCCACUGCGACUUCCCCUACCGGCGAGAACGGCAACGGUGCGCCCCAACAUGGCAAGGGCCUCAGCGGAGGAGCCAUUGCAGGCGUUGUUAUCGGAGCUCUUGCCGGUGUUGCUUUAUUAGCGCUGCUUCUGUUCUUCUGCGUGCGCUUAUUCCGACGACGCAGAGCUAACAGCAGCCAAGCGGGCAGCAUCUUCAACCAACCUUCUCCCGCAAGGAAGGUCACACCUGCCAUGGCACAGCAAUCUCAGAGCGCGCCUCAGGGAUAUGAAGUCCUUCCCGGUGGCCGUAUUGCGCGCAUGUCAGCCCUCGAAGGUCACUCCGGUGGCUCUCCGUCGCAGCACAACAAGAGUCUUUCUACAAAUGAAGGCGGGAAUCGCUCGGACAGCAGAAAAGUGGCAGACCAGUCCUCAUCCGACGAAUACGUUGACAGCCCCGAAUUCGAACAUCGUGACGCUGGAUUGCGACCACCACCCAUGACUUCUAGAAGACAUGGAUCGCUAUCGAGUGGCUCUGUCCUGGGCAGCGACGGUCAGAUGUCACCCCUUAGUGCGGGGUACUCUUCGCCGCGAGGCUUUGGCAGCCAGCAAUCGGAGCAGCUUCCAUUCUUCAAGGACUAUUACUCGCAAGACGACAUCCACCCCGGUGACAAGGUUGCUGUCUUGUGGGCGUACUCACCUCGCGCCGGUGAUGAAUUUUCUCUCGAGAGGGGCGAUAUGAUCAAAGUCGUGGGCAUUUGGGAUGAUGGCUGGGCCACUGGCCACAUGCAGGAGCAGCGAGCAGAGGAAUGGGAAGCGUCACGAGCUGCACAGAGAGAUAGUGGUGUCUCCAACUCGUCGAUACGUGAUGAUAGUCAGAGCCCACCUGUUCCAGCAGCACCCGAGCUGAAAGCCUUUCCCCUAGUGUGCGUUUGCUUGCCACAGCAUUGGCGCAAGACGAUCGAGGGAGAUGGGUCGACGGACCCUGGCUCCGCCGGAUCUCCUGCUGGCCAGGUGAGGUAA
Molecule: messenger RNA, 1806 nt
Organism: Cordyceps militaris CM01
Lineage: Eukaryota; Fungi; Ascomycota; Sordariomycetes; Hypocreales; Cordycipitaceae
Product: SH3 domain containing protein
Exons: 3
Coding region: 1-1806 (601 amino acids)
Molecular function (GO): protein binding
Source: RefSeq, a predicted model, not a curated record